Messenger RNA from Trichomonas vaginalis G3, 381 nucleotides. RefSeq lists its product as uncharacterized. The coding region runs from base 1 to 381 and encodes 126 amino acids. The transcript has a single exon. The record is from RefSeq and is a predicted model, not a curated record. Lineage: Eukaryota; Parabasalia; Trichomonadida; Trichomonadidae.
AUGAUUGGAUCUGAUGUUGAUAACUGGCCUUGUUAUGGUGUAUCUCAUUGCCUUGGAAUCUGGACAACAGUUUCAUAUAAUACAGAAUUGCCUUUCCAUUCGCAAUCUGAAGAUAUCAACAUUUCUAAGAAUUUGAAAUUCCUUGAAUACAUGAUUUAUGCCGUUGACAAUCAAAAAUGGCCUUCACAGAUUGACUUUGAUGUUUCUUACUAUUUUGAGCAGGAUAUCCACAGAGAAAUUAUAGCGAUUGAUCCUAAAGCUUCGAUAUUAGUUGGAUGUGAUUUCAACAAAUACCUUAGCAAUUUGAAGCAAAAUAUUUCACAAGAUAAGAGAUGCGGAGAAGAGAAUAAUUUGUAUACUAAUUACAUGCCAGCUGAAUAA